CAUUUUCACCGACUUCCGUUUCACUCUCACCAAAAACUUGAGGUGUCUAGAAAACCACUUUCCACAUGUUUUUUCAAAAAAGCGUAAGCGAGACCUUUAGGUUAUUUUUGAUGCUGUAGACGAUGGGCAAAGUGAAAUUUUCGUGGCAAGAUGCUCUGUAUAAAGUGGGCGGACCUGUGUGGAAGGACCCAUUGUCGGUUGCAUAAUAACUAAAGCGUAUUUUCAAACAGAUAAAUAUAGAAAUUAUUAUUUGUUUAUCAGUUAAUAAGACUCCUCGUAAUGAGAUUUAAAGCUUAUAUGCUCUUAUAUAUUCUUUGACUGUGUGAGAGCAGAAGAAAUAUUAGUAGUGCAGAUUACCGUGUGAGUAAUAUUUUCCUUUUAUCUGUUCAUGUAUAAAAAGUGUCUAUGUUAACAAAUACCUUUGUUUUCGCAUAGUUAAAUGUUAAAGUCAAAGUAAAAAGAAUGAGACUCUUUCACUGAGCGGUAUGUUGUCUCAGCAUGUUUCACUACAUCAUUUCUCGUUUUGAUUAUGCACAUGUAAUACGGCAUGAAAUGCACUGACAUACUUUUCUUUUACUAAAGGAAACAAAUGGUUUUCUAGAUAGUGUCGUUCGGAAUAUCUGUGACAUUAUAUCAGAAACGUGUCUAGUUAUAUGUACAGUUCUUCGAAUGUACAAAUUUUUAACAUCAGCUAUUACUAUAAUUUCAGAGAUCGCGAUCGAGUAGUCGGACAGGUAUAAUUGCAGAUGAAGAAGAAAAGCAUCACAAGUAUAUUAUUCAAGCAGUUUUGUUACGUAAGUCUUGGCCACUGACGCCAACACAAUGGCAAUUUGUUGAACAAUUGAAAGAACAAGAAAAAAAUGAACUUAAAAUAUUCAAUCGCCAACCCUCACCAUCAGCCACUCGUCCAGAUGCAACAAAACGAGCAAAUCAAAAUCAAUCAGGAGCAGCGACAGGUGGGGCAAAACAAACGAAAGGAGGCAAGCCAACAGGAGCCACCACUGCCCGUCCAUCGACAGCAAAAACAGCAACAUCCGUUCAAGUUGAUAUAACGAAACCACACUGGACAUUAAGAGUAGUUUCCGAUGCUGACAAAGGAGAAGAAUUAAAUUUAAAGAAGGACACUGAACGUAUGGAAGAACUCAUUAACACAAAAAAAGCUUGGGAAACGUAUGAAGCAGGUCGAGCACAAAAGUCAGAGACAGAUGAACAAAAAUUACCCGAUGGUGAUGAACAACAAAAAGAUAUUGUUAGUCCAACUGAGCCAGUGAAAAAAGCUCAAGAUAAGAAAGCGGAAACAGAAACAACAGUGAAAACAGGAAAAGGAGCAGCUAAAAAAGUCAAAGAAGAAACUAUUAAGCCUCCAGAAGUCAUAUCAGAACAACCUCCACCACCACCAAUCGAUGAACCAUUACUUGAUGAACCACCACCACAAAAACCAAAAAUUAUUUUACCACCACUAGACAUAAAACACUAUUUAAGACACAAAACUUCUUCAGAAGAACCAAUUACAAUCAGUCAUUUCUUCGAACAGGAAGAGCUAAGAAGACGUCAACAAGAAUUUCAAUUAUAUGCUCAAUUUGCGGAAGAACUUCAUAAUGUUAGAGAAGAAGAUAAUACAAAUCGCUACAAGGAAAAAAUACGCCAACUCGAAGAAUACGUAGAUCUUCAAGCCAAAAUUGACACAUCUCGAAAACAAAUUAAUGAGCCACGAGAAGCAUUUCGACAACGAUUUUUAGAGGCUGAGCGUCUACGUUUAGCUGAAUUGGCCGCACAAGAAGCAGCCUUAGCGGCACAAGCAGCUGAAAAGAAAGACGUGAAAGGUGCUAAAAAGGGGGGAAAAGGAUCGGCAGGAAAAGGGAAAAAAAAGUAG
Messenger RNA from Didymodactylos carnosus, 1873 nucleotides. The record is from the annotation of a GenBank genome assembly. Lineage: Eukaryota; Metazoa; Rotifera; Eurotatoria; Philodinida; Philodinidae.